Molecule: messenger RNA, 1005 nt
Organism: Dibothriocephalus latus
Lineage: Eukaryota; Metazoa; Platyhelminthes; Cestoda; Diphyllobothriidea; Diphyllobothriidae
Source: the annotation of a GenBank genome assembly
AUGUGUGGCCUCUACAUUACAAUCCACGAUCGACACAACAUUGAUGACAUCCUGAAAAACUGGCCUGAACCCAUCGUUCGAGCUAUUGUUGUGACCGAUGGUGAGCGCAUUCUCGGCCUGGGUGAUUUGGGCGCCUACGGCAUGGGCAUCCCAGUGGGCAAGCUGUCCCUUUAUUCAGCUUUGGCCGGUGUCAAUCCUAGACAAUGCCUGCCCAUAGUGCUUGAUGUGGGCUCCGAUAACCAGGAUCUGCUCAAUGAUCCCUAUUACAUGGGCAUUCGUCACAAUCGUAUCAGGGAUUCACGAUACGAUGAGUUGCUGGACAAUUUCAUGCGAGCGGUUGUCCGAAGGUACGGCAAUAACUGUCUCAUUCAGUUCGAAGAUUUUGGCAACCGCAAUGCAUUCCGAAUCCUCGAACGAUAUCGCCAAGAUUAUUGCACCUUCAAUGAUGACAUCCAAGGUACUGCAUCGGUUACAGUGGCAGGCCUUAUCGCCGCUGGCCGUUUGACUGGACGCAAAUUGAGCGAUGACGUCUACCUUUUUGUCGGAGCUGGUGAGGCCGCCACGGGCAUUGCACAUCUCCUAAAGACAGCUAUGGUGAUGCAUGGCGAGAAGGAAGAAGAUGCUAUCAAACGAAUCUACAUGUUUGACAGGGAUGGUCUCCUUGUACAUGGCCGCCCUAAGGGUGCACUUGACGAUCACAACAAGACUUUCGCUCGGGAUGACAUUGAGCCAAUGGACAACCUGGAAGAGAUUGUGAAGAAGGUGAAACCGACGGUCCUUAUUGACGACUUUUUUUUACACUCUAACCCACCUGUCCUCCCUAUGCAAGGUGCUUCCGGAGUGGGCGGUCUCUUCACGCACCGUAUUCUGCAACAGAUGACGAAGAACGUCGACAAACCAAUCAUCUUCGCUCUUAGCAACCCCACCGACAAGGCCGAGUGCACGGCAGAAAUGGCCUACAAAACCACUCAGGUGAGUCAUUCCCGUUGUGUCACCUCCCCAUAA